This is a messenger RNA of Lepus europaeus (European hare), 585 nucleotides long. It is a transcript of the gene RNF183, whose product is annotated as ring finger protein 183. The coding region runs from base 1 to 585 and encodes 194 amino acids. The record is from RefSeq and is a predicted model, not a curated record. NCBI's taxonomy places the organism in Eukaryota, Metazoa, Chordata, Mammalia, Lagomorpha, Leporidae. The transcript has a single exon. Gene Ontology annotation, biological process: protein ubiquitination. Gene Ontology annotation, molecular function: ubiquitin protein ligase activity.
AUGGCGGAGCAGCAGGGCCGGCCGCUGGAGGCCGAGUGCCCUGUCUGCUGGAACCCCUUCAACAACACGAUCCACACCCCCAAGGUGCUGGACUGCUGCCACUCCUUCUGCGUGGAAUGCCUGGCCCACCUCAGCCUGGUGACUCGGGCCCGGCGCCGCCUGCUGUGCCCGCUCUGUCGCCAGCCCACCGUGCUGGCCUCGGGGCAGCCUGUCACGGACUUGCCCACGGACACGGCCCUGCUGACCCUGCUCCGCCUGGAGCCCCACCACAUCACGCUGGACGGCCGGCAGCUCUGUCUCAAGGACCAGCCCAAGAGCCGCUACUUCCUGCGCCAGCCUCAGGUUUACACACUGGACCUGGGCCCUGAGCCUGGGACCCAGACUCAGGACGUGGCCUCCCAGGAUGUGGCCUCUGCCACGGUGUCCGUGCCCAUCCCCCGUCCCAGCCACGACUCGCUGCGCGGGUGUUUCCGCAACCCUCAGUUCCGCAUCUUUGCCUACCUGAUGGCGGUCAUCCUCAGCGUCACCCUGCUGCUCAUCUUCUCCAUCUUCUGGACCAGGCAGUUUCUCUGGGGUGUGGGCUGA